Eimeria mitis is the source of this 708-nucleotide messenger RNA. RefSeq lists its product as uncharacterized. Lineage: Eukaryota; Apicomplexa; Conoidasida; Eucoccidiorida; Eimeriidae. The record is from RefSeq and is a predicted model, not a curated record. The transcript is spliced from 2 exons. The coding region runs from base 1 to 708 and encodes 235 amino acids.
AUGGAGGCUCUUCUGUCUCCUCCUCAUCAUCAUCAUCAUCAUCAUCAGCAGCAGCAGCAGCAGCAGCAGCAGAAGCAGCAGCAGCAGCAGAAGGGAGAGCACCACCAGCAGCAGCAAGAGCAGCAGCAGCAGCGAGACCCCACAGCAACAGCAACAGUUGCUGCUGCUCUUGCUGCUCUAGGCAAAGACAAGGCGGAGACAGGUGUCUCCAGUGCAUACUGCUGCGUAGAUACAAACAAACUACCAGAAGAGACAGAAGAGGAGACAGAAGAGGAGACAGGAGAGGAGACAGAAGAGACAGAAGGAGAAGAGGAGACAGAAGAAGGAGAAGAGGAGACAGAAGAAAGAGAAGAGGAGACAGAAGAGGAGACAGGAGAAGGAGAAGAGGAGACAGAAGAGGAGACAGAUGGAGGGGAGGAGACAGAAGAGGAGACAGAAGGAGAAAGCGAAGGGGAGACAGAAGAAGGGAUAGAUGGAGGAGAGGAGACAGAAGAAGAGACAGAUGGAGAAGAAAGAGAAGAGACAGAAGAAGAGACAGAAGGAGACGAAAAGGAGACAGAAGAAGGAGAGGAGACAGAAGGAGAGGAGACAGGAGAAGAAGAAGAAGAGACAGAAGAAGAAGAGACAGAAGGAGAAGAAGAGACAGAAGAAGAAGAAGAGGGGGAGACAGAAAGAGAAGAAGAGGAGACAGAAGAAGAAACAGAAUAA